CCACGGCAGCUCGCCUAACCUAGCAGUCGACCACUGAAAGAUGAACAGACCGCAGAUCAUGGCGAAUCGUGCAUGGCAUAAAAGAACCCGUCGCCAACGUCCACCGACCCCGACCAUUUCCCCACAUACACUCCCACAUUCCUUUGACAUUCCACCACCAUGCGAUUCUUUUCUACGCUUCUCCCGCUGUUGACGACGCUGGCUGCCGUCGUGGCUGCAGCCCCAGACGGAACCUUGUCCUUUACCGAUGGCAGCAAAAUGACCUUCAAGUACAAAACCUCGACCGCAAACGACAAGAACUGGAUCGGCAUCUACCACACCACGGGCGGGCCCGACGACGAGAAGCAGGUCGACCCUUCCCUCCGAUGGGCCUACGCCCCCAAGGCUGAUGGCUCCAUCGAGCUCGACGUCCCCGUCCGCGCCUCGGGCCAGUACAAAGCCUACUUCCUCGCCGACGACGGCUACAAACACCUUGCCAAACCCAUCACCUUCACCCCGAAAUCCGGCAACCAAGACAAACCAAAUGAAGUCCAAAUCAUGUCCUACAACCUCUGGUACGGCGGCUCCAAGGUCAACGACUACCACAACAAGCAAGUCAAGUUCAUCGCCGACUCGGGCGCCGACAUCAUCGGCCUCCAGGAAGCCAGCCAGGGCGCCGCCAAACGCCUCGGCGAAGCCCUGGGCUGGAACUACCACCACCCCGACCCCGAAGACACCUCCGCCAUCCUCUCCCGCCACCCCAUCGUCAAGCGCCACCCCAAACCCAUGACGCGCGCAACCGGCGUCACCAUCCAUGUCAACGGCACCUCGGACCAGGCCAUCAACUUCUUCUCCACGCACACGACCGCGUACCCAUACGGGCCCUACGAAUUCUGCUUCGAAGGCAAAGACAACGCCGCAGUCCUCGAGACCGAAAAAACCCGCGCCGACGAAAUCUCCAGCGUCCUCUCCGCCACAUCCCCCCUCCGCUCCGCCGCAGACAAAUCCCCCUUCGUCCUCGUCGGCGACUUCAACGCCCCCUCCCACCUCGACUACACCCCCGCCACGUCCUCCUCCCACUGCGGCGCCGUCUUCACCUGGCCCACCUCCAAACUCUGCACCGACGCCGGCCUCGUCGAUUCCUUCCGCGAAGCGCAUCCGGAUCCUGCCGCUACCCCGGGGAACACGUGGAGUCCUGUUGAAAAGCACAACGAAGACGAGGGGAAAGACGAGCCGCAGGAUCGCAUUGAUUUUGUGUAUCAUAAGGGUGGGUUGAAGGUGCUGAGGUCUGAGACGCUGGUGAAGGGGACCCCGAGGCCCGCGCCGGAUUAUGAGGAUAAUGAGUGGACUAGUGAUCAUGCGGCGUUGAUGACUUGGUAUGUUUUUAAUUAAACACACUCCGGCGAAUCAUGUAAAUAUAUGGAUGAGGAGAAAUAAGGCUUCAAGUGGGAUUUGCAAAGACGGAGAGGAUGGAGUGCGAGUACGUUGUUGCAUUCUGUUUUUUUUUUUUGCAUUUGCAUUUGCAUUUGCGCUGCUGCAUAUUUCCCUACAUAUUCAUUCUUCCUUCAUAUAUAUAUAUACAUACCCUUGCAUCACCUCUCCAUCUCCACCUUCACUCUAUCUUUUCUCCUAAUCCUCACCCUUUCCUUUCCCUCAACUACACACUUAUGCAUCUUCUCAUCUCUUACAUCAACCCUUCAUUCCAACAUCUUUCCUGUCAAGUCGCAUAACCCUCAUUCCCUAAUCUUACUUACCUACCUUUCUCUUCUAUACAUUUCUCUACUUGCAG
This is a messenger RNA of Periconia digitata, 1768 nucleotides long. The record is from the annotation of a GenBank genome assembly. Lineage: Eukaryota; Fungi; Ascomycota; Dothideomycetes; Pleosporales; Periconiaceae.